ACCACAGAAACCAUCGUGAUCAUCUUGGAUCAAACGAAACGAAAUGGCGCCGGUGAAGGUGUUCGGGCAGGCCAUGUCGCCGAACGUGGCUCGGGUGCUGGUGUUCCUGGAGGAGGCCGGCGCCGACUACGAGCUCGUCGACAUCGAUUUCCAGGCCAAGGAGCACAAGAGCCCCGACCACCUUGCCAGAAACCCGUUCGGGCAAAUCCCCGCGUUCCAGGACGGUCAUGUCGUUCUCUUCGAGUCAAGAGCAAUCGCCAAGUACGUGGCGCGCAAGUACAAGACGGACGAGGCCGACCUGCUGAGGGAAGGCGACCUUUCAGAAGCCGCCAUGGUGGACGUGUGGACGGAGGUGGAGGCGCACACGUACAGCGCCGCCCUCUCGCCCAUCGUCUACGAGUGCCUCAUCUUCCCUCUCAUGCACGGCAAGCCCACCGACGACAAGGUUGUCGACGAGAGCCUCGAGAAGCUGAGGAAGGUGCUCGAGGUCUACGAGGCACGGCUAUCCAAGCACAGGUACUUGGCCGGGGAUUUCCUCAGCUUCGCUGACCUCAACCAUUUCCCCUACACCUUCUACUUCAUGGCGACGCCCCAUGGGGCCCUGUUUGAGUCGUACCCGCGCGUGAAGGCGUGGUGGGAGAGCAUCAUGUCCAGGCCGGCGAUUCAGAAGCUCAGCGCAACCAUGACACCAUGAAUUCACACACGACGCAACUGCCCGCUUAUAUAUAGCUACUAUGGCAGCUUAAUUAGUAAUUAGUAUUCAAUUUUAUUGUGUGCAUGACUGCUAUUAUGUAAUUUGUAUUGUCUACCAUAAUUGUACAAGUCUGCAGUUCUGGUGGUUGUAUCUAUCUGUAUGU
Messenger RNA from Triticum dicoccoides, 857 nucleotides. RefSeq names its product probable glutathione S-transferase GSTF1. The record is from RefSeq and is a predicted model, not a curated record. Gene Ontology annotation, molecular function: glutathione transferase activity; glutathione binding. Bases 44 to 694 code for a protein of 216 amino acids. Gene Ontology annotation, cellular component: cytoplasm. NCBI's taxonomy places the organism in Eukaryota, Viridiplantae, Streptophyta, Magnoliopsida, Poales, Poaceae. The transcript is spliced from 3 exons. Gene Ontology annotation, biological process: glutathione metabolic process.